GCGCGCACCGCCCGGAACUGCCGCCCGCGGCCCGCGCUGCGUGGGGGGACUGCGGUGGUGGCGGACCUGCCUGGGCGCCUUCCUCCUCCUACUUCUUCUCCUCCUCCUCCUCCUCCUCGUUCUCGUCUCCGGCCAUGAGACUGGGGGAGAUCCCAAAGACUGGAGAAAGGCAAAUCUUGUCUUCAUAAAGGGCAAGAAGGACAAGCAAGAGAACUACAGACUGGUCAGCCUCAUUCCUUCCUGCUGUGGAAGGAUCGUGGAGGAAGCCAUUUGUGGCAUAAGGAGGUAAAAACUGGACACAACAAUGGCUGCUACAGUGAACUUGGAGCUGGAUCCCAUUUUUCUGAAAGCCCUGGGCUUUUUGCACUCAAAGAGUAAGGACUCUGCUGAAAAGCUGAAAGCACUUCUUGACGAGUCGUUGGCCAGGGGAACUGACUCCAGCUAUCGUCCCUCUCAGAAGGAAGUAGAGCAACCAAAAGUAUCUGUCACCAAACCCAUAAAGCAAGAGCCUAAAGCUUCAUCGAGUUUGCCUUCUGGCAACAACAAUGGCAAGCCCACUGCAUCAGAAAAGGUGAAAAAAGAAACAGAAAAGAGAUCUGCAGAUAAAAUGAAAGGGGAUCCCGCUGAAGGAGCUGAUGCACCAAAGAAGCCCAGGGUAGAGAAGCAAGAGGCUCGUUCCUCUCCUAUUACAGUUCAGACAAGCAAGGAUUUAUCCAUGCCUGAUUUAUCUAGCUUUGAGGAAACCAGUGCUGAUGACUUUGCUAUGGAAAUGGGAUUAGCCUGUGUUGUUUGCAGGCAAAUGACAGUUACUUUUGUGAAUCAGCUAGUGGAGUGUCAGGAGUGCCAUAAUCUCUACCACCAGGAUUGCCAUAAACCUCAGGUGACAGACAAGGAAGUGAAUGAUCCUCGACUUGUCUGGUAUUGUGCCCGCUGUACCAGGCAGAUGAAGAGAAUGGCUCAGAAGACACAAAAACCACCUCAAAAACCAGCUCCUGCAGUGGUUUCAGUUGCACCAGCUUUGAAGGAUCCAUUGGUCAAGAAACCAGAAAUCAAGUUAAAACCUGAGACCCCACCAGCUUUUCUGGCAUUCAAGAGAACAGAAGUCAAGACCUCAGCAGCAGUUUCGGGGAACUCUGCCAGUACAAGCGUUUCCUCUUCAGCAACGAGUGGCCUUACAGGAUGGGCUGCUUUUGCAGCCAAAACCUCCUCUGCCAACCCAUCAACUGCCAAACUGGGAUCGACCGCACAGAGUGCCAGCGGGAAACCUGCGGCUUCUUCAAACAACCAGAAACCCGUGGGUUUGUCAGGGCUGGCGACUUCAAAGACAGGACUGGGGGCCAAAAUAGCUUCUGCCAACAACAGCACGAACCCCGUUCAGCUGAAGCCUCCCCCGCCGCUCACCCUGGGCAAGACGACGCUGAGCCGCUCGGUGAGCAGCGACAACGUGAGCAAGGCGGGGCUGCCCAGCCCCAGCGGCGCCGCGCCCGGCACCGGCGGCCCGGCCGGCGGCGGCAACGGCAGCGGCGGCUCCGCGGGCCCCGGCGCGGGCGGCGCCGGCAAAGGCGCGGCUGACACCGGCAGCCAGCCGGCAUCCCUCAAGGGCCCGACCUCGCAGGAGUCCCAGCUCAACGCCAUGAAGCGGCUACAGAUGGUCAAGAAGAAGGCUGCUCAAAAGAAGCUCAAGAAGUAGUCUGGCCGCUAGCUGAUGUUGUGUUUGUGAGACGACGGCGUUGGUGUUUUUCCUUAAAGGAAAUCCCCCAGGUACUGGACUGAAGGGGGUUAAAUCAGGGAAGCCCAAACCUUAUGUAAUACAGAAGGUCGAACUUUAAUAAUUCUGGUAUUCCUUCUGCCUUUCCAGAUCUGUGAAUUGAAUAUGUUAGAGGAAUUCAUUAUUACAUGAAACUUGAAAUUGUAGAUGUCGGGUCUUUUUUAAUAUUAAAACCCCCACAUUUGUGUAGAUACUUAAUAAAUUGAACUUGCUGAAACCAUCAUUCUUAAAUGUUAAUAAUAAAAAGAUUAUUAAUCUGGGAA
This is a messenger RNA of Pyrgilauda ruficollis (rufous-necked snowfinch), 2031 nucleotides long. RefSeq names its product integrator complex subunit 12 (gene INTS12). Gene Ontology annotation, cellular component: integrator complex. The record is from RefSeq and is a predicted model, not a curated record. Gene Ontology annotation, biological process: snRNA 3'-end processing. Lineage: Eukaryota; Metazoa; Chordata; Aves; Passeriformes; Passeridae. The coding region runs from base 305 to 1690 and encodes 461 amino acids. The transcript is spliced from 8 exons.